Molecule: messenger RNA, 3603 nt
Organism: Quercus lobata
Lineage: Eukaryota; Viridiplantae; Streptophyta; Magnoliopsida; Fagales; Fagaceae
Exons: 5
Coding region: 2393-3586 (397 amino acids)
Molecular function (GO): RNA-DNA hybrid ribonuclease activity; nucleic acid binding
Source: RefSeq, a predicted model, not a curated record
CACAUAUUAAUGUAUAUACACAAGUUCACAAGCAAUAGAUCUUCUUACAGUCUUGGGAAGUGGAUAUUUGAUGUUUAUAUCCAGAUUUCAGUCCCUGUUGAUGGCAAAGAUUGUGGUUGGAGCUGUAGUUCUGGUGCUACUCCUCAUUUUUAUGAUUUUAGGCAUUCUUUGGUGGAAGGGCUGUAUGGGAGGGAGGAUAUCAAGGGAAAAAGGGUCUACUAUUAGAUGGUACUACAAUUGCAGUUGAGCAGCUUUCUUCAAAAUCAAAGCAAGGAAGUCGUUAUUUUGUGACUGAAAUGGGAAUGGUAUCUGGUUUUUAACAAUUUCAGGUACUGCAGGUGGCCGAUUAAAAUUGGAUUGGCCUGCAAGGCAGAAAAUAUGUGCUGGCAUAGCAAGAGGUCUCUUACAUGAGGAAUCAAUACUGAAAAUUGUUCAUAGAGACAUCAAAUUUGCUAAUCUAUUACUUGAUGGUGACUUUAAUCCUAAGAUCUCUGACUUUGGUUUGGGCAAGCUUUAUGAAGAGGAGAAUAUCCACAUCAGCACCAGAAUUUUUGGAACCAUGGUUAGGUCUCCUCACCCACGCCGCCUGUAGAAUUUCAGGAUUCAUGGAAUGGGCAGAUGGGAGCAAGUCUGGUGUGGGGACUCAACCACAAGAUUAACAUGUGUCAAGCAAAUCUGAGAAAUUGGAAUUGUACCUCAUUUGGUCAUGUCUGUAAUCUUUUAUCCAAAAAACUCAGGGAGUUAAAGUUGGCUGAGGAACUAGAUGGGUACCGAACCAAUUCCACCUGUAUCUAUCAGCUUCAGGAUGAUAUUGAAAUGCUCAAGUCAAAAGAAGAGUGUAUGUGGAAGCAAAGGUCCCAAAAUACUUGGCUGAAAGAAGGUGAUCACAACACAAGAGAAUUAUAUUCUGGGUUUGAAUGAUGAAACUGGUGUUUGGGUAGAGAAGGAAGAUCAGUUGGGAAAUUUGGUGGAAAAAUAUUUUCAGGAUAUGUCACCACUUCAAAUCCGUUGGCUUUGAUGAUAUUCUCAAUGGUAUCCAGCCAAUAGUGACAGCAGAGAUGAAUGAGGCAUUGACCCGUGAGUUUAGAGCUGAGGAAGUGCAGCAAGCUCUGAAACAAAUGGCUCCUCUCACUGCACCUGGACUUGACGCGAUGUUGCCAAUUUUCUACAAAUCUUUUUGGCACAUAGUGGGUGAAGAUGUUACUUCCACAGUCCUUCAUGCUCUAAAUACAGGUACUGUCCAUGAAUCUCUCUUUUUGGCACAUAGUGGGUGAAGAUGUUACUUCCACAGUCCUUCAUUCUCUGAAUAUAGGUACUGUCCAUGAAUCUCUCAACUACACUUUCAUUUCCCUUAUCCCCAAAAUUAAGAAUCCCAAGAGAGUAGCAGAUUUUAGACCAAUUAGUCUGUGCAAUGUAAUUUACAAGUUAAUUGCUAAGGUGUUGGUAAACCGGAUGAAAUCGGUACUACCACAUGUUGUUCAUGAUUCUCAAAAUGCUUUCUUGUCUGGGAUGCUUAUCACUGAUAAUGUUCUUGUAGCAUUUGAGACCUGCACUAUUUAAAAAGAAAGACCCAAGGAAAAUUAGGUUUCAUGGCCCUUAAAUUUGACAUGAGUAUAGCCUAUGACUGGGUGGAAUGGUUUUUUUUGGAAAAAAUCAUACGUCAUUUAGGUUUAUGCAGAUGUACAUGUUAGACUGAUCAUGUCUUGUCUCUCUUUAGUGUCCUAUUCUGUAUUGCUUAAUGGUCAACUUGUAGGAAAUAUAAAAAACCCAAUAGAGGACUCAGACAAGGUGAUUAGUUGUCUUCUUACCUGUUUUUACUAUGUGCUAUGGGUUUGCAAGGUUUAUUGAAAAAAGUUUAGGUAAAUGAUGAUAUCAAGGGGGUUUCUAUUUGUCGCAAUGGGCCUCGGGUUUCACACUUGUUUUUUCUAGAUGAUAGUGUCCUAUUUUGCCGGGCAAAAGAAACGGAGUGCUAGAAAAUUCUUGGAGAUUUUAGAGGUCUAUGAAAGAGGGUCGGGGCAGAAAAUAAACAGAGAUAAGACCAAUAUUUUCUUUAGUUCAAACACCACUCAGCAUGACUUGCAGGUUCAAAUCCAACAUCUACUUGGUGUCCCAGCCAUUUGUCAAUAUGAAAAAUAUCUGGGGCUUCUAGCUUUGGUGGGGUGAGCUAGGAAACAAAGCUUUUCUAUCUCAAAGAAAGGGUUUGGAGGAAGGUUGGAAGGAAAAACAUAUUUCUCAACCAGGUAAGGAGGUUCUCAUUAAAUUAGUAAUAUAGGCCAUACCAAUCCAUACCUUGAGUUGUUUCAAACUCCCCAAGGGUUUAGUGAAGGAGUUGGAAGUAUUAAUUCGCAAGUUUUGGUGGGGUUAUAAUGGAGCUAACAGAAAAAUCCAUUGGAUGAGUUGGGAGAGGCUGUGUGAAGCAAAGUGGGUGGAAUGGGUUUUAAGGAAAUUGAGAAGUUUAAUGAUGCGUUGCUGGCUAAACAAGUGUUUUAAAUGCACGAGAUUUUAUUCAAAAAGGCAUGGUAUGGCGGAUAGGGAAUGGUCAAUUGAUUCAAUUGAGAGAAGAUAUAGAUGGAUCCCAAUACAAUGUAACACAGUUUCUGUAUCGCAGCUGCCUUCAAUCCAAACCGAAACUAAGGUUAGCUCUCUCAUUAAUUCUGAUCUUGGUAUCUGGAAAUCGGAAUUGGUAGAGCAGCUAUUUUUGCCCCAUGAAGCUUCUUGUAUCUUGAAUAUUCCACUAAGCCCAAGAUUACCCCCUGACAGAAUUAUAUGGGUUCCCACCUCAACUGGUUGUUACUUGGCUAGUAGUUACAAAUUACUAGUUUCUUGUGAUUCCUCUAACAUUGCAAGUAGCUCAAAUCUAGCAUCAAGUAAGCAGUUUUGGAAAGGGUUAUGGAAUUUGAGAGUUCCCAAUAAGAUUAAGCACUUUGCCUGGUGUGCAUGGGGCUCCAAUCUCUUUGUAUGGGGCUCUUUCCAAUGGGCUCACCAUGCUGCCUCCGCACCCCCUGUGAAUUUUGCAGAACUACUAGCUAACUUUAUGCAGGUUCAUGAGGAAUUCAGGAAAGAAAUCUUCACUCUUUGUGCGUGGUGUUUAUGGAAUCGUCAAAACUCCCUACCGCCUGGCCUCCCUGUGCAACCAUUGUCUAGCAUUAGUUCCAUUGCAGGUAGAAUGCUCCAAGAAUAUCUUGCUGUCCAAGACCCGCCCCCAGCAGCACUUUCAUCCAUUCCCCAGCACCAACGGCGUCCCCCUGAUCUCAACAGUUACAAGGCCAAUUUUGAUGCAGCGGUCUUCCAAGCAACCAACACAGUGGGCAUUGGUGUAAUCAUUAGAGCUAGCAACGAAGAUGUAAUUGGUGCUCUAUUUAUGCCAAUCCCACUUUCUCAAUCGGUGUCAGAAUUGGAGGCUCUUGCUUGUCGACGGGCAGUGCAAUUUGCGUUGGAAAUUGGCCUACGAAGGGUGACAUUUGAAGGUGAUUUGGUGACUGUCAUUAAUGCAAUUGUUCGUGGGUCUCCAGAAUUUUUGCCGUAUGGGAAUGUCAUUGAUGACAUUCGGUUUCAAGUUUCAGGUCUGGUUGGAAGACCUACUUGAGGAUAUUACCCCAUUAG